This is a messenger RNA of Suncus etruscus (white-toothed pygmy shrew), 1516 nucleotides long. Its product is annotated as E3 ubiquitin-protein ligase TRIM38-like. The record is from RefSeq and is a predicted model, not a curated record. Gene Ontology annotation, molecular function: zinc ion binding; protein binding. NCBI's taxonomy places the organism in Eukaryota, Metazoa, Chordata, Mammalia, Eulipotyphla, Soricidae. The transcript has 6 exons. Bases 122 to 1498 code for a protein of 458 amino acids.
AAGACAUUUAUAUAUGAAGAGGUACAAAAACGCAUACAAAGCAUAUUUGCAUUGCUGUGGAAAAUUCUAGCUUCAUCUUCUCUACCUGUAGAUCUAAUAUUGGAGCAUUUCAGGAAAAGCCAUGGCCUUACACACAGCUACAUUGACAUUUAAGGAAGAAGCCACCUGCUCCAUCUGCCUGGAGUUGAUGACUGAGCCUAUGAGCGUUGACUGUGGGCACAACUUCUGCCGCUCCUGCCUAACAAGCAUCAUUGAAAACCAGCCACAGGAGACAUUUCACUGUGCCCUGUGCCGGGCAUCAUUUACUAGGAAUAGUCUCCGACCCAACAGGCAGCUGGCAAAUCUCAUUGACUCCUUCAGAGAGAUGAAUCUGAGAAUGUGUGAGGAGCAUGAACAAAGGCUCCUCCUGUUUUGUGAGGAUGACGAGAAGCUCAUUUGCUGGUGUUGUGAACGAUCAGCAAAACAUAGAGGACAUGUCACUACUCUUGUUGAAGAUGCACACCAAGACUAUAAGACAAAGCUUGAGAAAGCUGUGACAAAACUGAAGCAAAUGCAAGAUGAGUGUAAGAAUAAAAAGAUGUCCAUCAGAGAGCAAAUAACCAACUGGGAGAAAACUAUAGAGGAUCAGAAAGAAAAUAUCCAGAGUGAGUUUAAAAAUCUCAACAUCUUCCUUCAGGAAGAGGAGAAGUUUUAUCUAUCAAAACUAGAGAAUAAAAAAGAACAGGCUCUGAAGAAACUGCAAGCUGAUCAAGUAAGUCUGAAUAUGCAGAGCAAUGAAUUCAAGCACCACAUCCUGGAACUAGAGAAGAAAUGCCAGGAGCCGGAGAAUGAGUUGCUACAGAAUGUGAAAGACACCUUGAGCAGGAGUUCAUCUGUGAAGCUGAAAUUGCCAGAGCCUUUUUCUUUGGAUCUUAAUACUGACUGCAAAGUUUCUGAGCGCUACUUUGAUGUGAGGAAAAAGUUAAAGAGCUAUCAAGUCAAUGUCACUCUGGAUCCAGAAACAGCUCAUCGUGAUCUAAAAGUGUCUAAGGAUCGGAGACGUGUAACUGGUUUUUCCUUCAGGAUGAAUCUUAAUACUAGGUUGAAUGCUACAAUGUUCUACUCUGUUCUAGGCUGUGAGGGCUUCUCCUCAGGAAAACAUUAUUUUGAAGUGGAUGUGGGAGAUGGAAAUGGGUGUGGGGUAGGCGUUUGUCUAGAAAAUGUGGAAAGAGAUGAUGACCAGCGGCAGGAUCCUCUGUCGGGAUUCUGGACCAUUAGACUGUGCCAACCGGAUGGCUGCAUAGCCCUGACCUCUCCUCCUACUCACCUUCAUCUGAUGGAACACCCCCAAAUCCUGGGGGUAUUCCUAGAUCUGGAGGCUGGACUUGUAUCCUUUUACAACAUGAUUACUAGCUCUCACAUCUUUACUUUUCCCAAGGCCUCCUUCCCUGGGACUCUCAGACCCUUUUUCCAGGUUUGUGGUGAUUCCUUUUUGUGCCUGCCUCCUCCAGAUAACUAAGGAAAGGCACCAAAUCUC